Messenger RNA from Bufo bufo (common toad), 3242 nucleotides. RefSeq lists its product as uncharacterized. NCBI's taxonomy places the organism in Eukaryota, Metazoa, Chordata, Amphibia, Anura, Bufonidae. The record is from RefSeq and is a predicted model, not a curated record. Gene Ontology annotation, molecular function: nuclear export signal receptor activity; zinc ion binding. The transcript is spliced from 13 exons. Gene Ontology annotation, cellular component: nuclear envelope. Bases 134 to 2170 code for a protein of 678 amino acids.
AGACACGGAACCAACGGCGUCUGCGCACAGCAGAGCGGAAGUUCAUUGCGAAGGACAAGGUUGCUCAGGGGGACUGGUUUACCUGUUGUACCAGCGUGCAGGUUGUGUUUCUUCUGCGUUCUUCUAUAUUACGAUGGCAGAAAGUGAAGAACAGAGUCCAGAACUCCCUUCUCUUCCACAAGAGGACACUGCUCAGGGUCAGAAGGUGACACCGCACGCUCCGCAGCCUCGCUUGUGCAGGUUCUACUCCCAGGGACGUUACUGCCAGUUUGGACAGAGAUGCAGAUUUCGGCACCAACGUGUAGAUCACAAACUCCCUGAGAAAAAGAAUAAGCUGCUCGUACCAAAUAAUACUGUGGAGCAGAAUGCAGUUGCAGAACAACUGGCUCCACAUGGCAAAGAUGAGCUCAACCGUGUCCCACCAAAGGCCCACCCUGAACCGCUCCACAAGCAGCACCGAAACAGAAAGCUCUGCUGGUACUUUGCUUCAGGAUACUGCUCCAUGGAUCAAAACUGCAGGUUUUGGCAUCCUCAGAAGCUUCCAGCUGUACAUGAUAAUGUCUCUGGAAAUAAAAAACCACCUAGUAGAACUAAGGUGGAGCGACCAUCGAUUAUUCCAAAAGAGAUAAAGUUUGCAGAUCUAACUGUAGAGUUGGCCACUAAACUUAGAGAGACAGAAAUUUCUCAACUUUUGAAGCGAUUUCCUAAGGACAAACUGAUCGUCCAAGAGAGAGAGGAUGGAAAAGUUACAUAUUAUAGGGUAACUGUGGAGCCUACGGAUCCGGACUGGCCAUUUGACCUAAAGGAAAUUGAGAUUUUGCUGGAGUUCCCAGAAGACUACCCCUUGCAGGUUUUCACAAUUCAGAUUCCCGAAGAUCAAGAUUUACCCUCUGUUAUGGGCAGGCACGUGUGUGACGCCUCCAAAGCAUGGCUGGACGCAAAGCAUGCAACCAAUCAGUUGGUUGGAAAAGUGGAGCUUUUGUUUAGGCCUUUUCUACUUUGGUUAGAUCGCAACUUGGAGCGCUUAUAUACAGAAGGAGCUCGCCUGUUAAAAAGAGACAUUGACGCAGAGAAUGCUGGCUUAGAGUUUGUGCCAUACCAACAGUUGCAAGCAGCAGUUGCAGUUAAAUCAAGCAAGGAUGAAAAUGUUGAAGAUACGGGACCACACGAAACUAAUCUCCAAGAAGAUCUGGAAGAUGAUGACUCUGAUAGCUGGAUAAGCUGUGAUGAAGAUGAUGACGACCUAGAGCCUGGCACUGGUGGUGACACCAUUGAUGGGAUGAGAAAUGUGGAAGGAGGAGCGGCAGUAGGCCCAAGAAAAGGAACAGAAAUACGCUUUUUGGGAUUAAAAUUGGGAGCUGGAGUGGGCACCUUGACUCCACUUCACAUUGUAGUGUCCUUGCAGUGUGGCAGGUGUAAUGUUACAGCAGACUUGUCAAUGACAGGAAAGCAGCCAUGUUCAGCACAGUGUGAAAAAUGCAACAGUCGUAUCUCUGGCACCUUCCUCCCUAGUAUCCUGCACCAGUACUCAACUCUGCUGGGUUAUGUGGAUAUACAAGGCGCCACAGCCAGAGAUCUGGUAUUGCUGGAGUGUACAUUCAUGAUCAACUGCUUAAAUUGUUCUCAUGAAGAACCAAUAAAGAGUCUCUCUUAUGGCAUCACUAAAGAGCUGAAUUGUGUCCAAUGCCACAGCAAACUCAGCAUUUUCAGUGAAGCCACCAGAUUCCAAAAGAUUCAGCGUUACCUUGGCAAAGAUUCUGGUAGCAAAGAUGGUUUUAUCCGAAAGAAGACAAUGAGAGAUCCUUCUAUACAACCUGGGAAACCUCUUCCAGAUCGAGGCACCUGUAGACAUUACAGGAAGAGCUACCGCUGGCUAAGAUUCCCAUGCUGUGGGAAAGCUUACCCGUGUGAUAGUUGUCAUGAUGAAGCUGAAACCCAUGAAAUGGAUCUGGCUUCGCGCAUGUUAUGUGGUUAUUGUGCUAAGGAACAGCCAUACAGUAACGGGAAGGCCUGCAUUUCAUGUGGGAACAUGAUGACUAGGAACAUUCACGCAAUACACUGGGAAGGAGGGAAGGGCUGCAGAAAUAAAAUAAAGAUGUCAAGAAAAGAUAAGCAAAAAUAUAACAGCUCCUCGAAGACUGUGUCACGGAAGAGUGUAAGCAAGAAGUAGAUUUCAACCAUCAUAGUUUAAUAAUGAACAGAGUCUGGAUGGCACAAUAUGUACCAAAGAACAUAGGACUCUUUUUCAUCAGUAUGAUCGUUAUUCCACACAUUGCUUCUGUGCAGUUGCUUCAGUUACAGGGGCGCGAAACAUCUAAGACAAAAAAAAAAAAUGCCUGGUCAUAACAUCUCGGAAUGUAAUAAAUAUCUUUUAUUUUAUUUUGUGCUAUUAUCCAUGCAUUCCAUCAGCAUUGUAAAUGAUGCACAUAUUUAUUUAUGUUGCCAUUACUAGACCCAGGGUGCGUAAUUUUUCUGUCAGUCUAUCUGAUCUAUCAAAUGUAUCUAAUAAAAUCUAUCUAAUGUAUCAAAUCUAUUUUACACACAGUACGUGUUAAUUUGCUUUCUUCUGUUGUCUGUACUUGGUAUAGGGAUAUAUGCAGACAGCAUGCCAGUGGACACAUUUGUAUUGAUUUUAUUUUAUUCAUUUUCUUCCUAAAUGCAAAAUAAAUGGGGUCUUCCCAUCUGGGACAUUUAUGGCAUAACAAUAGGAUAUGUCAAAUGUUUGAUAUGUGAGGGUCCCACCUCUGGGACCCACUCCUAUCUCCAAAAUGGAGCCCUGAAGUGAACAGCGAGCAAGCUGUACAUGCACGUCCACCCUCCACUCAUGGCUUUUCCAAAAUACCCCAGUGCGGUCUCAUCUAUUUUUGGAAUUCCUAUAGUGGUGAUAUAGGGUUGUCCGCGUUUGCACGGCUAGUUCUCCUUUCAGUGCUGUGGUACUCCAAAAAUAGCCAAGCGUAGAAAGAAAGCAAUGUAGCCAGCAUUGUAAAUGGUGCAUAACAGAAAUAAGGCUGUGUUCACAUCUGCAUCAAAGUCUUCCAUUGUUUUGAUGGGUAAAAUGGCUUUGCACGUCAGUCAAAUUGACAGACAUCUCAAGGGAACUCGACGGACAUCAUUAUAAGCCAGUGAGGUCUUUCUUGUGUGAUCGGUUAUGCAUUGUGGUUUAAAUUUGUAAUGGAAAUUACACUGCAGAUGUGAACAGAGCCAAAGGCUUUAUAGGUUCACAACUUGAUAACCUAGGGCAG